UCAGUCGAGAAAAGACUGCAAAUGUACAACAAUGAUGGAAGGAUUCGCUGCUUUGAUUCUUCUGACUACAUUGUCUCUAACUCAAACUGCAGAGGUUCCUCAGCAAAUGUCUUUAGCCAUGGCUGAAGUUGGCGCUGACUUGAACUUGACAUGUCGAGUCUCCACUGCAGAGCUCAUUUUGUUUUUCUGGUAUAAGGUGAAAUUUGGAUAUAUGAUCCAAAAUGUUGCUAAAGGAGCUGGACUUGUUGGGCAGUUUAACAACCCGAGAUUCAAAAUCAUAAGAAACGGUGAUCUAUACACACUUACCAUAGGAAAUGUAAGCAAAGAAGAUGAAGCAACAUACUACUGUCAAUCAGGAGAGCCCUACAUGGUUCCAUCAUUUCAAGGCACAAUUCUGGUGGUGAAUGAUCAUAAAAAUCUGGAGAAACAAGUCUAUGUGAAACAAAGUCCAGAGUCAGAGUCCGUGGACGUGGGACACUCGGUCACUCUCGAGUGUUCACUCCUCUCCACGGACAAAGAAAAUGCAGUCCAGUGUCCAGGCGAACACAACGUGCACUGGUUCAAAAACGGAUCAGGAGGAUCAAACCCUGGCGUCCUCUACACAAGCAGCAGCAGGAGGAAUGAACGAGAGGAGAAGACAUGCAUCUACAGUCUGUCCAAAACAAUCCAGAACUCUGCUGACACUGGGAAUUACUACUGCGCUGUGGUCACAUGUGGACGGAUUCUGUUUGGUGAGGGAACCAAAGUGGACACAAAACUGUCACCAGUGGUCAUUGUGCCCUGGACACUGAUGUCCUGCUGUGUCCUUGUGAUUGCUGCUCUAAUUCUCUGCAGAAAGAGAAAGCCUGUCUGUGCACACUGCAAAGGAGACAUAACUGCGUCCAACCGCGUUUGCGAUGUCAGAUCGUCUGAGGAUCAACCAAAUUAUGGGGAUGGUGACGCAGUGGAAGUGAACUACGCAGCGCUGGAUUUCACUUCGAGAAAAGCAAAAAGAUGGAAGAAUAACAGAGAUCUCCCGCAGGAUUGUAUAUACUCUGGCAUGAGAGACGAUCAGUGAAGUGUAGAAAACAGUGACACGUCAGAUUAUUUUGUUGGAGCAUAAUCAUUUCUGUUUAAAUGAAUGAAAAAAGCGA
Molecule: messenger RNA, 1133 nt
Organism: Solea senegalensis (Senegalese sole)
Lineage: Eukaryota; Metazoa; Chordata; Actinopteri; Pleuronectiformes; Soleidae
Exons: 6
Coding region: 32-1057 (341 amino acids)
Biological process (GO): response to bacterium
Source: RefSeq, a predicted model, not a curated record